AUGGAGGCGGCCCCGCUGGAGAGAUGGGAGGACCUGAACACCAUAUUGGAGGAGGGGAACGCUCUGUUCAAGGAGCGGCGCGCGCCGGACCAGGACGACUCCGUGCCGUGCGUGCCCACCUUGCACUGGCUGAUUGCGCGCGUCGCCAAGCGCCCUGCGCCCAAGAUGGGUCUCCUGCGGGAGAUUCGAGGGGAUACGGAGCGACCGCACCAGGGCAAGCAGUACCAGUGGCCCGAAAUCGACCACACGUACGCGUUUUCCAUGCGCUGGUGGGCCAAGGAGGAUCCGUCGGCAGAAGUCAUGUGCUGGCGCCUCGAGGGGAGGAGCUGGUACUGGAACAGCGCCCUCGCGUCCUGGACGUGCCCGCGAGUGGCCCGGUGCGACCCGUGCGGGGACCGAUCGUCGUUCGGGAACUUCGAUCACGUAUACUGCAGAGGCCCCUCGUCCGGGAAGAACAGCGACGGGCGGUACGACGGCUACGUGACCAACCUGCACCUCUCCGACCUCAAACUCGACGGCCCCAUCCCCGAGGAACUCUGCCUCUUCUCGCGCCUCCGCGAACUCGACCUCGACGGCGGACGCCUCGAGUCCGAGCCCGGCACCGGCCACGCGGUCCCCGAGUGGGUCCCCGACUGCUUCCCGGACCUCGCCGAGCUCGACCUGUCGUACAACCGCCUCAGCGGGACCAUCCCGGGGGGGAUCUUCGAGAAGUUCCCGCAGCUGGAGGAGUUCGAGAUCUCGAACAACAGGGUCGAGGGGACGCUCCCGGCGAACAUGGGCGCGGCGCGGAAGCUGCGGGAGAUCGAGCUGCACAACAACCGGCUGACGGGAACACUCCCCCCCUCCCUCAGCCUGCUGAACGAGACGCUGACAGCCAUCACGCUGGCGGACAACGACCUCUCCGGGGAGCUCGGCCCCGCGGUCGCCGGCGCCAGCCUCUUCCGCGUGUCGGUGCACAACAACCCGGGGCUGUGCGGCAUGGUGCCGGCGGGCGUGAGGUUCGCCAACGGAUACAACCCCCACGGAACCGGGCUGGGAAAGCCCUGCCCCGCGUGA
Messenger RNA from Pedinophyceae sp. YPF-701, 1056 nucleotides. NCBI's taxonomy places the organism in Eukaryota, Viridiplantae, Chlorophyta, Pedinophyceae. The record is from the annotation of a GenBank genome assembly.